GUGACUCUGCUGGGUACAGGUUCAGAUUCAUAACAUCUGGAGGAAAGUUUUCUGGCUCACGUGUCUCCCUGACUGUCACAGAUGUUGUGUUGGAGAUGGAUCCUACAUAUGUGUCAGAGAGGGAGAGAGUCACACUGACAUGUAGAACCAAAUGUACACUGGACCCCAUCACAGCCUACAGUUGGUAUAAAAAUGGACAGCCUUUACCAAACAGCAACACCUCCUCUCCUGUCUAUAGCCUUUUCUCAGUCAGCAGCGAGUAUACAGGCAGAUACUCCUGUGCUGUAGAAGGCCGUGAGGAUCUACCCUCUGCUGAAGAGACGCUCACUGUCACAUAUGGUCCAAGGAACACCUCAGUGUCAGUCAGUCCCUCUGGUGAAAUAGUGGAGGGCAGUUCAGUGACUCUGACCUGCAGCAGUGAUGCCAACCCACCUGUGGACAAAUACACCUGGUACAAGAAGAACGUAACCUUACCAAAAGCAUCAGGACAGAGUUACAGCAUCACUAACAUCAUCUCUGAGGACAGAGGAGAAUACUACUGUGAGGCCCAGAAUGGAAGAGGAUCUAUGAACUCUACAGCUCUGAUGAUCAUUGUAGCAGGGAAACAGACCUCAGUUCUGACUGCAGCUGUAGGAAUCAUAGUGGUUGUUCUGGUUCUCAUCCUCUGUCUCUCUGGACUCAUGUGGUUCAGGAGAUUCACAGGCGGAAGUGAUGCUACAACAGACACACAGCGUGUCCGUCCUGACUGUAACAGUGACACGUACACAGGUCUGAACAUGAGGACCAUGUCCCCUGACUACGACACUCUGGCAAAUGUCCAGCCUGACCCUAACAGUGACCCCAACAGUGACAUGUACACACCUCUGAACAUGAAGACCAGGUCACCAGAGUAUGACACCCUGGCAAAUGUGAGGGGACCCUCCCACUGAAGAGAACCACCACCGAAUCUGUACUGAAGAGAAUCACCACAGAAGCUGGACUGAAGAGAAUCACCACAGAAGCUGGACUGAAGAGAAUCACCACAGAAGCUGGACUGAAGAGAAUCACCACAGAAGCUGGACUGAAGAGAAUCACCACAGAAGCUGGACUGAAGAGAACCACCACAGAAGCUGGACUGAAGAGCUACAGUUCCAAUCCAAAAAUAGGCCUCACACCUCUAUUCUCUUGCUAUUAUAUCUAGAUGGUUUUCCAGACCAAGAACUUUAACUUUUGAGUAAAUGCUGGAAUAGAUUUUUUUAUUUUCUUAUUAUGAUACUUAUUUCGAUGAUAAAUGGGAUGGGUUAUGCUUCUGCUUUUUUUCAAGGGGAUUUUUCCAUUUCCACAUUUUUUCUUGUGUACUAAUCUGUUUACUAUCUAUAGUUUAAGAUUACAUUUCUGAUAUUUUCCUAUGGGAUUUUGCCAUUUAGGGAUUUAUAACAUCAAUAGUACUACUUUCCUCAGCAACUAAUAUGGAUAAUAAGACCUUUUUAAUAUUUUUAGCUUUUGGGCCAAGUUUCUCCUGAUGUGUUUAUUGAUGAUUUACUUUGUAUUGCUGUCAGACAUGAUUCUCCAUUUUAUGUUUUAUAUUUUAUAAUACUAUAUUCGUUUUUUUUAUAUAAAAAAAAUGGAAUCAGUACAUUACAUACAUUUAAACAUUUGCAGUUUUUUACAUUUUCUAUUAAUUAUAAUUGUAUUUUACAUAAUGCUAUAUUGUUCAGUGUCAUGAUAUCACUUGUUUUGUCAUCACAUUUUUAAUUAUUACGUAUUUUAUAUACGUUAAAUACAUGUUUACCUUUGCAGUUUUUACAGUGUGUUUUAGUGUCAAUACAGUAUAACCAUCAUGUUGUAAAUAAGAUCAACAUUUAAGACAAUAAAUACACAGAUUAUUUAA
Messenger RNA from Salvelinus fontinalis (brook trout), 1870 nucleotides. RefSeq names its product B-cell receptor CD22-like. Gene Ontology annotation, biological process: cell-cell adhesion. Lineage: Eukaryota; Metazoa; Chordata; Actinopteri; Salmoniformes; Salmonidae. The transcript has 8 exons. The coding region runs from base 96 to 929 and encodes 277 amino acids. The record is from RefSeq and is a predicted model, not a curated record. Gene Ontology annotation, cellular component: membrane.